AUGUCGUCCGACCAGAAAAUCAAGGAGUUUGUUGCCGGCCAAGUCAAAUUCUUCUGCUAUGGGGCCCGUAACACUCCGCUUCAGCGCUUCCCAUCUGACGGAGGACUGGAGUACGAGACUGUCUACUUUCCUGCCUAUGACGGUGUUAUGCUUGAGGCUUGGUACAUUCCCUGCAAGGGUAGCAACAAGCUGGUCAUCUCCAACCACCCCAUGACCUUCAACAAGGGAGGCUACCCUGGCAGUCAGCCCGGCUUUGACAUGUUUGGUCCUAUCGAAGUCAACUUGAUUCCCGACUAUGUUCACCUGAACAAGGCCGGCUACAACGUCCUAGUGUACGACAUGCGCAACCACGGGCGCUCGCAGAACAACUGGGGCGGUCCCCGUGUCUUCACCACCGGCUACGAAGAGAGCAAGGACAUGGUCGGUGCCCUGCAGUACGCCAAGGCUCGUCCCGAGACCAAGAACAUGGACAUUGCCCUCUAUGCCCGGUGCAUGGCUGCCAACUCGACCAUUGUCGCGUUCCACCGCUACCCCGAGUUCUUCAAGGACAUCAAGUGUCUUGUCGCUCUCCAGCCUGUCUCGGCCAAGACCUUUGUCAUUACUGGCGCCAAGGCACAGGGCAUGGACGGUGUCGAGGCCGCAAAGCUCUUCGACCAGGGUGUAUAUGAGGAGCACGGCCUCCGUGCCAGCCAGCUCGAGCCGCAGUUUGCCUGCCCCUCGGUUCACGUCCCUACCCUCAUUGCUCAGGUUCGGAAGGAUGUCUUUGUCGACGCCGAGCUCGACACCCAGGAGAUUUACGACCUCAUUGGUUGCAAAGAGAAGAAGCUCUUCUGGAUCGAGGGCACUACCCGCAGGUUUGACGGUUACAACUACUUCCCGGACAAGCCCGAGGAGCUCAUCGGCUGGCUCCAGAAGUACAUGCCCGCCAAGUAA
Molecule: messenger RNA, 933 nt
Organism: Apiotrichum porosum
Lineage: Eukaryota; Fungi; Basidiomycota; Tremellomycetes; Trichosporonales; Trichosporonaceae
Exons: 3
Coding region: 1-933 (310 amino acids)
Source: RefSeq, a predicted model, not a curated record